Molecule: messenger RNA, 1152 nt
Organism: Nasonia vitripennis (jewel wasp)
Lineage: Eukaryota; Metazoa; Arthropoda; Insecta; Hymenoptera; Pteromalidae
Gene: Or253
Product: odorant receptor 253
Exons: 5
Coding region: 1-1152 (383 amino acids)
Biological process (GO): sensory perception of smell; detection of chemical stimulus involved in sensory perception of smell
Cellular component (GO): plasma membrane
Molecular function (GO): olfactory receptor activity; odorant binding
Source: RefSeq, marked inferred
AUGGAGCUCGAGAUGGCCAAGUACAAUAGCUACUCGAACACCAUCAUCUGGAGUUUGAUCUGUUCGGGUCUUUGGCCGAAAGGUCAUUACGUUCUCAAAAAGAUCCUGUCUUGCAUCAGUUUCUUAUCGAUAACGACGAUAAUGACGACCGCCAUAAACUUUAGCUUCCAGAAUGCUCGUAACGUUCAACUGAUGACCAAAGGUAUGGGGACGGCAGUAAGCUUCUCUUCGGUAUUUUCGAAGAUCGUCAUGGUCCUGUACCAUCAGAACGAUUUCAUCUACCUCAAGAAGCACCUUACAACAAGAUUCAAACGUGACCUAGAGCAAACGGAAAACAGACAAGAUUUACUCUUCAACGUGCACAUCUUUACCAAAUUCGUGAACACGCACGAGGCUUCGAUGGCUUUCGCCAUGUUUAUGUACUGUAUCGGGCCGAUACUUGCACUGUACAGACACGGCAAAUACGUUCGUACUUUUCCAUGUCUCUAUCCGUUUCACUACGAGCCUGGUGACGUGGUGCACUGGGUGAUCUACGGAUUGGAGGUGACCGGAGCGACGGUCAUCUGGUUCAUCACCAUAGGCGUCGAUUGCGGAUUCUGUAUGUACGCGUUGGAGCUCUGCGGCGAGUUCAAAGUCCUCGGCCGGAAAUUCAGAGAGCUGAGAGUCGCCGAUGAUUACAAGGAGAAAUUGCGAGAUUGCAUAGAGAGACACCACUUGAUCAUCAACGCGAAAAAUAGAUUGGAAGAUGCGUUCGGGAUCAUGGCAAUUUGGCUGGCACUUUCUGGAGCAUUCUUGCUGUGCUCUCUUAUUUUUCAAAUCACAGAGAUAUUGGAAAAUCACGGCAGCUAUUUGAAAAUAGCUCAUCUGUGCUCGCACCUUUUAGCCAAGUACUUGCAAAUUUUCAUGUACGCCUGGUACGGUAAUCUGAUAGCCGACGAAAGCCAAUCAUUUCUGUAUUCGAUGUACAGUUCACACUGGAUAGACGCUUGUGACAAACGUUUCAAGAGUGACAUCUUAAUAGUUUUAGUGCAAGAGCCACUGAUGCUCGUGGCUAAGGGUUGCAUGAACAUUCAGUUGGAUAUGUUUCUUAAAAUCGUCAAAACUGCAAUGUCAUACUUCUUUCUUCUACAAACGAUAAGCUCAGAAGAAUAG